Messenger RNA from Meloidogyne enterolobii, 705 nucleotides. The record is from the annotation of a GenBank genome assembly. NCBI's taxonomy places the organism in Eukaryota, Metazoa, Nematoda, Chromadorea, Rhabditida, Meloidogynidae.
UUUGUUUUUUCUCUUUUUUGGCAGCCAAACCGAUCACGGUCUAUUUUUGUUCACCUUCAUCACCAUCAUCCGCCUCUUGGACAUCGAGACUCCUUACCCAGUCCUCCAUUGAGUCCAGGCGGAAUCUCAGUUCGUUCAGCACGAAAAGCUUUGUCUUUGUCCAGUCCAAACAGUUGUUUUAAUCGAGCUAAAAAAUUUUACCAAAAAUCUCCACUUCGGCAUGUCGGUCCCUGGAUGUUAUUAUUACUUUAUGCUCUUCUCGGUGCACUUCUUUUCUUUUGUUUAGAAGCAGAAAAUGAACGUUUAUUAAUUCGAAAAGAAUGGAAUCAAUUAGAGCGAUUAAGGCAACAAACACUUAGAAGAUUAGCUAGAGUAGAGAGGCAUCAUCAAAAAGAAGUUUUGAUACAAUUUGAGAGAGAAUUAGUUAAAAUUAAAUUACCUGAAGCUUUGGGUAAGGGGUUUUGUUUUGAAAUUAAAAUAAUUAUUUUAUAUUUUUUCUUUGAAGCUUGGGACUUUUGGGGUGCUUUAUUUUAUGUCCAAACAGUAUUUACAACAAUAGGUUAUGGGAAUAUAACACCUAGAACAACAGCAGGGCAAGCAUUUUCAAUUUUAUAUGCAAUUGUUGGUAUUCCUUUAGUUUUGGCUUUGUUAAAUCAAACAAGUAGAAGAAUGACUAGAUGGUUAAGUCAGAAAUGGAUAAAGUAG